AUGGCGAACUUCAUCACGCUUGUAACAUCGGAGAAACCAUCGUUGACUGUGUCCUCCAUCGGGACGCUACUUGCACGACAUUAUGGCCUGCACAUGGUCAGCUGCCAGAAACUUAACAGCUAUGAAGAUUUGAACUUCCGUGUCAAGGUGGAGUCAAAUGGAGACAAUUCGAAGGCACCGUGUUGUCAUGGUUAUAUUUUCAAAGUCCUAAACAAACAGAACUCACAGAACACAAACUAUAUGGAAGCCCAGCUCGAGAUGAUGUCUCGGGUAUAUGAGAUUGGUAUCCUCACCCCCCGGGCCGUCCCCACCCUCACCGGGCACCUGUACCUGACGGUGAACCUGCCAGACGAGGGCUGCAAGAACACAGACAUCACGGCCUCCAUCUAUGUAAUGCGGCUGUUUGAGUUUAUCCCUGGGACAAUACUACAGUCUGUCCCCCUCACCCCGGGGCUGUGUUACAAGGUAGGGGUGAUGGCAGGCAGAGUUGACACGGCGUUAAAGGGCUUCAACCAUUCUGGUUUCCAUGGCAAAAAAAUAACCUGGCAUCCUGACCAUCUGCCGUUGAUUGUUAACCUGCUACACGUGGUAGAGGACAAUGGUGACAGAGAGCUGGUCAGUGACGUCGUCAAGACAUUUCAGUCACGUGUUCUGGAACACCUGAAUGAAUUUCCACAAGGAACGAUCCAUGGGGAUUUAAACGAAGGGAACAUCUUAGUAACUGAAGCUGCCGAUGACGACAGAUGGAGGGAUGAGCACGAUGUGUCCGCCAUCUUGGAUUAUGGUGACAGUGCUUAUCUGCCAUACAUCUUUGAGGUUGCCAUAGCAAUGGCGUACAUGUCAAUCCUUAGCGACAACAUCCCACCACAAACUGCAUCCGGGUAUGUUCUGGCAGGCUAUCUUACCCAGAAUGAUUUGUCCGACAGAGAAAUUGAACUGUUAAAGUUGUGUGUAUGCGCGCGCAUCACCCAGUCACUGGUUAUCGGCGCCUACUCCUUCCAAGUUGAUCCCAGUAACGACUACACGCUUAACACGGCUAAGAUAGGCUGGCCACGACUUCGUCAACUGUGGGAAAUGGACUCAGAACAGUUGGUCAGAGAGUGGCGGAACAUUGCUCGGACCUGCGAGAAACCACUCGUGGCUGAUGAUGAAGGCGAUGGUGAUGCUGGUGAUGCUGCUGCUGCUGCUGCUGAUGAUGAUGACUAA
Messenger RNA from Haliotis rufescens (red abalone), 1206 nucleotides. RefSeq names its product hydroxylysine kinase-like. Gene Ontology annotation, molecular function: amino acid kinase activity. The record is from RefSeq and is a predicted model, not a curated record. The transcript has 5 exons. Bases 1 to 1206 code for a protein of 401 amino acids. Lineage: Eukaryota; Metazoa; Mollusca; Gastropoda; Lepetellida; Haliotidae.